ACCUUGUGAGUGCAGUCAGUAUUGAGAAAGAUAUUGUGAAAACUGAAGGAGACAAUGAAGAAGCAACCAGAAGGGGAAGGAGAGGAGGAAUAAGGAAGAGGAAAAGUAUCACAGCUCGAAUGAUUUGGAGAUGGUUAAGGCAAAAUGGCUACAACUAUAUAGUUGUGAGAAAAGGUAUAUAUAUUGAUAGAUAUGAGAGGGAGGAUGUGGUGGCUUAUGGGGAGCAAUUUGUGAAGACAUUAGAAUGUCUAUGGUCUUUUGUGGUAGAGUUUGAGGAUGAUCGAAGUAUAAAGGAGAAAGAAUAUUUAUUGGGAUGUGAGAUAGGUGGGAAAACAAGACCAAUUAUCUUAAUCACAGAUGAUGAAUCAAUAUUUUCACCAAAUGAUUCCUAAAGGCAGGCAUGGGUUAAGCAAGGCUCACAAAUAAUUGUACCAAAAGGCCAGGGACAAGGUAUUAUGGUGUCAGAGUUCAUGUUACCUUGGGAGCAGCUAUCUUUAAGGGAUAUUUCACAUGAGCAAUAACAAGUACUUGGUCUGCCCUCACAUGUGACAAUACUAUUCAAAUAUGGUCCAGAAAAUAGCUUCUGGGAGGGAGGACAUUUAGUUAAGCAGGUCACUGAACUAACUAUUCCAAUUGCACAAGCAGUAUACCCAGGAUACCAAUUUCUAUUUUUAUUUGACAAUUCCUCCAAUCAGGGAGCCUUUGCCCAGAAUGCAUUACUUGCUCAGAAUAUGUGUUUGGGGCCAGGCAGGAAGCAG
This is a messenger RNA of Choiromyces venosus 120613-1, 758 nucleotides long. The record is from the annotation of a GenBank genome assembly. Lineage: Eukaryota; Fungi; Ascomycota; Pezizomycetes; Pezizales; Tuberaceae.